UCAAACAGUUGAUGUAGAGUUUGCCGUGUUGUUUGUGAUGUUGUACCUACAGUCGAAUAUUAAAACGUCUGGUCCGGAGUGCCUUUCAGGGUACUUGUUAGUCUGACCACCCAAGGUGCUUCGCUGGGUCCGACUGCGGAUGUGUUUUUGUUUUAGAUGACAGAAUCGUUUAAAUUUGCCGAUUGCGUGAGUAAUGACAUCUCAAAAUCAAGCUCUGUUUGAAGAUCGUGGUGGAAACUCCAGCUAGCUGCGUACAUGUAUCGAACUAAUGAUACAUUUCCGUUUUUCAGUCCACUAUUUCGAGUUCCCCUAAACUUCAUGGGAUUUCCACAGCUCACUAAAAAUAGUUUUACUUAUCUUAGACAAUAAUCCAGAGAAAGUAAGUUGAAGUUAAUUGCUUACUGUGCCAAUCAUCAAAACAUACAUUCUCCUAGCUCGCUCAAUCACUUCUCAAGUUUUGUUUUUGUGUGCCAGUGAAUUCUGAUUUUGUUGUUAAUAUAGAUCGUUUGCGUACAGCAUAGUCUGUGUGUUGAAAGAAAAAAAUAUCAGAUUAUUGUAUCGAUGUCGUGCUAGAUUAGCUUGCGUGUAGACACUCAAAGCUCUCCGGUGUGCGAAGCAGGAAGGAUGACAUAUUUUAAUAAAACAGGAUUUUAAAGUCUACAUGCAAACAGUGGUAUGAAAGGGCUUUGUUAAAAUAAAAUUCUUUGCGAGAAGAAAGACUAGAAGGAGACACUUGUAGACAAGGUAGCCCACAAAUCUUUUAGUGGUCUUUAGUAAUACUCAAGAGAGAGGUAGUCGGCAGAAGGUUAGAUUGCUUUUUCCUCGCUUCCUCUUUGGGAUGUGUGUGCGAAACUGAUCAGCCACUUCCGGUUUUUUAUUAAAAAGCGAAAAACUCGAAAAAGACCUUUUUUAUAGUAAGGGGAAGAUAUAGUAUUUUUUUCAAAAAGGUAUAUCUUAUGAUUUCUAUUUUUCAAGGAUUCUUUCGCGCGCUCGCGGAAAAUCAUGCUUUGUGAUUGGUUGUUUUGAAAGUCACGCACCCUAAUUUAGUCGGGAGAAGUCGGGAGAUGAAGGUAAAGUUCUCGAAUCUGAAAUAUGUGCGAAGAAUGUCGAGUAUUGGUAAUUUUAUACUAACGGAAGCAAUACGGAAAGGUAGGCUUAGUUAUGCCGUAGAAAUUACGAUGAAGCGAAUGGAAUUCUUGUCGACUUCACCUUAUUGCCUUGUAUUAAACUAAACCUUAAUUUAAAAUACUCGAUCGCAAAUUAAGAUUUCAAUUGCAAUUUGACGAUACACUCUCGUAAUUUUCCUACACGAAAAUGCCAUUGUGUCUUUCUUCUUUAAAUGAACACACAUGUCGUAAAGGCAUUAAUCUUAUCGUAAGUUGUUUUAGAGAUGGUAGGGUUAUGACGUACAUUCACCGUCACAGAUCAUUUCAAUAUUUGUCAUUUCUACGCGAUUUUUACACCAGACUAGUUUAAAAGCGUUGCAGAUUUCAAUAACUCAAAGCACAUAGUGAUUCCCAUGGUAAAGUCAUUGAUGUCAAUCGUUGCAAAAUUCAGAGGGUUCUAGUGUGACAAUAUAAUCCAAGUUGCUCCGUAACCAUGCAUCAUUUUGUACUAACCCUACUCUUGCAGGGAAGCCAAAGGUGAAUCGACACAAACCAUAACAGACGGCAUACGGUAGUCCUAAUUGGAGUAUUCAGUUUGAUCCUUUUGUGGCGAACCGGCUUGCCCGAUAGAUAACAGCAUGGUGCAAGAUCGAGUUGGAAAUGCAAAAGCUAAGCUUAGUCAUAAAACGAAGAACGGCGAAGUUCGAAAAUCCCGGCUCAGCAUGUUCGAUUCAGUGAGAUCGUCCUCCAGCGCUGUAUCGGUGUCUCAAAGUUCCUCAGGUGGAGAUGAUACAGAGUUUGAUGUUGACGAAGAAUUGCCUGAUGAUGAGGAAAUCGAGCGAAGAUUUUCCACUUUAUUGGAAAAGAUGACACUACCACCAGAGAGAGAGGCGGAACUCGCCAAAAGUCCAAAAGCUCAUAAAUGGAAAAUGAUUAAAGCAAAGGAACUGAUGCAACCCAAGUACUCUUCAGGCUUCUAUAUUGAACAGUUAAAGACUCACAGGGAUAUUGCACUCAACAAAACACUAAACAAGAAACUGCUAAAGGGUCUGGAGCCUGUAGAAAUGAUAUUAAGAUCCCUGGAGGUUGACCUUCGGACACAUCCAAAUACCACGUGGUUACGUGAAUUUAUAGAUGAUCCAUACAGAGGCCACAUUGCAUUAAUAGAAUUCCUACAGUACCUUCACUUAAAUCAACCUUCAUCUGGAGAGGACAAUGUUCCAAAGAAGAAAGGAAAACCAGAUGUUUUGGCCAGAGACUUUGUUGAUGAACAUUUGUGUCUUAUGUGUAUAAGAGUUUUAAUGAGGAACAAGUAUGGUUUUCAGUCAAUCAUGGGUGUGGAAGACUGCCUCAAAUCCAUUAUCCUCUGUCUAAAAAUUGACAGUUUAAAAACACGAGCACUGGUUGUUAAGAUGUUAACACAAGCCUGCAUCCAGUCAGAAUAUUAUGAAAAAGUUAUUGAUGCAGUGAGGUUUUACACAAGAACAACAAGAGAGGGCCGCACAUUUGAAACACUGGUGAACUUGAUGUACAAGAGACCCAUCUCACCACAGUUCCAGACACUCUGUUUGGCUUUCUUCAAUUCCUUGAUUGGUAUCACACCAACAUUUAACAAGAAAGUUUUCCAUCAGCAAGAAAUUGAAGAUGCAGGAUUUGAUGUGGAACGUUUGGAGAGGACUCUGGAGGGUAUGGAGGCUGGAUCUGUUCGGGAGGCUCUAAAAACAUGGCAGGACAACUAUAUUCAUGUACAAGGAGUUAUGGAUGAGUUUGUGACUCUCAGAGAAAGAACCAAGUACCUCAGAGAUGAGGUUGAUCUUUUACAAACAAAACUGGAGGAAUUACAAAAGGAGAACAGUGAACUCAAGAGUAAAAACACAGAGCUUGACAUGCGGUCUGAAGAAUAUAGACUGCGUGCUACAGAAUUGCAGACAACUUUGGAAAAUGUCGUGAAACAAGUGAAGCACGAGGCAGACCAAGCUGAAUUGCCAGAUGAACUCGUCACCAGUGUAACCGAGGCUGCAGCAGCAGUAGCCCCACCCCCUAUCCCUCCACCACCGCCACCGCCCCCUCCCCCGGCCCCACCAGCACUAGAUGGUUUGCUAAUUCCCCCACCACCACCUCCCCCUGAGUUAGACGGAAGUCCAUCAUUGAGGCGACGUGUGGCUGCCAAUAAAGUUCGCCUUCCAAUGUUAAACUGGACUCCCAUUUCAUCACAAUCGGACGCCAGUGCUUUCUUUAAGCAGGGAAUAAGCGAUGAAGAAGUCAUGGAAGUGCUGGACUUUGCUGAUUUUGAUAGAAGAUUUGAGUUGAAAAUUAACGAAGCUUCAGAGGGUCUUAUUGCAAAGAAGGAACAAGCCUUAAAGCGAGCAGCAGAACAAAUCACAGUCAUUGAGCCGAAAAGAGCAAGAAAUCUUGUUAUCGCGCGCCGACGUAUACAGCACUCUACAGAAACUAUCGGAUUACUGAUAGACCAGUGUGACUUGGUGGAACUGCCGCCCGAACACGCCGAGUUACUGCUCAAGUUUGUACCUACCAAGGAGGAGUUGGCAGGACUGGCGCAACACGCUGAUCAGUAUUCCAAGCUGGCUGAAGCUGAACAGUUUCUGUUUGAGAUUGCUAAAGUGGAGCGGUACGAGGCAAAACUCAGUGUCAUGGCGUUUAUUGGUGUUUUUGAUGAACUUAUGAGAACUGUUGUACCACAAGUGGAUGCUGUUUUGAGAGCGGCUACUUCCAUUGUCAACAGUGGGAAAUUAAGAAAAUUAUUUAAGAUUAUACUCAUAUAUGGGAACUACAUGAAUAGCAGCAGAAGAGGACUUGCCCACGGCUUCAAAUUGGAAUCUUUAGGCAAGUUGGAGGACACUCGGACAACGGACAGAAAAACAACAUUCCUUGGUUAUAUCGUGGAAGUUGUGCAGAAAAAGUUUCCGGAUCUUCAGGACUUCUCUGAGGAACUGUAUCUUGACGGAGCAACUACAGUUUCCAUGCAGACAUUGGCAGCUGAUGUGCAGGGUUUACGGAAAGGCCUGGACUUGACAAAGUCUGAGAGAGACAAACAGCCAGAUAACUUCAUCAUUUUUACGUUCUAUAACGCUGCUUUCAAGAAAGUCCAACGCAUCACUGAACGUUACCGUAAAAUGGAAGAGGUUUAUGCGCAGGUGUGCACUCUGUUUGGCGAAAACCCACGGGUGGUUGAACCUUCGGAGUUCUUCAAAACCUUCAUUGACUUCAUAGCUAACUUCAAGAAAGCUCAGAGGGACUUGGAUUGUUCGCGGGAAGUUGGAACCAAGAUGAGUCGCUCGCUCAGUAAUGGUGAGCCUUCAAAGGCUCAUAUUGAAGUUGCUACUGCAGCCGCUGAUGAGGGUCAGCGGAGAUCCGUGUAUAACAAAAACAACCGGUUUUUAGUGAAGUAGGGCAAAUUAUAUAUUUAAAAGGAUAACAAACUUAAAAAGGAAUAGUUAAAGUACAGUACAUUUUUAGAUGGCUUACAUACGACACUUUCCUUGCCGAAAAUUUUAAGUUUAAAAGAACUUAGUAAAGAGCCAAACGUGGUUUUAAAUAUAACAUGCCUUAAUAAUUUACCAAAUAAUUUAAUGAGAAAGUAUUUUAUAAUAGAGGCAAUUAGUAAUAUUUGUUAUAGACAGUUUUGUGUAACAUUCGUAACUGAAGUUUUGACAAGUUAACGGGACCGUGUUUUAUAAUUCAACAUUGUAAAGUAGAUUAUUUUGAUGGAAUUUUACUAAUCGUGGUUUCGUCUUUGUUGGCAGUUUGAUAGAACUCGUACCAGAUUGUAAUAGCGUAAGCUAACUCAUUGACAGUUUUCUCACUGGAGAGAGUUUCUCCCAUCUUGUACAAAUUAUUGCCCAGCUCUGAUGAGUUAUCACCCAUCCUGAACGAGGUUAUUGUCCCCAUUGGACGGGUUAUAUCCCUUUUAUUAUUCAACUUUCAUACACUGUACGAAUUCCCAUUUUCUGAUUGGCUGAUUUGUAUCACGUGAUACUGGGUUGAGACGAGACAACCGCCUUGGCGUCAUUAUCGUGGUGUAAUAGCCGUGGUUUAAAUUCAACACACCACUGUCAUUACACCAUGGCUUCGACUGACUCAAAUAUAGUGGUUUCAAUACAGUGUUUCUUUGUGCAGUGUAUUCAAUUUGAAUAAUAAAAAUGUUAGUGCAAACAUUGCUCGUGAAUUAUCGGGAUUUACCUGUUCUCGUUCACUAACAAUGAACUCGAAAUUUUCAAUACCGCACGAGGCUUUGCCGAGUGCGGUAUUGAAAUUUCUCGUUCAUUGUUAGUGAAGUCGUGCAGGUAAAUCCCAAUAAUUCACUCGCUGAGUGCGUUAACCUGUAAAUAACCCAUGAAAUAGGACGGGUUAUCGUCUCGAGCAACUUAUCACCCAUCCUCCUCGUUUCCCCCUACCCCCCCUCCGCCCCCCCCUCAAUCUGGGCCAGUUAUUACCCAUCUCGGAAGACCGAUAUUUUGUCGAUUAUCUGAACGUGUAGCGUUGUAGUUAAAUACUUUUAUAAUGUCACGAUAAGACAAUUAUUGUCGUGCUUUUGCUUUCGAAUUUUCUAUUGUAUAUAUUACCCUUUUUCACAGGAGAAAGCAUGCGUUAUUUAAAUUUGACUUGUAUAAAAUAUCACGAGGAGCAUCUAUAACACGCAUCCAUAGUUAUGAUGCUAUUAAGAAAAAGUAAAAGGUUUUCUUUGAAAGGAAAAACCGGUCCAUGAAAGUUGCUAAAUAAUUAAUUAUUUAAGUAGACUUAGCUGUACAUAUACUCAGCGAUUUUUACUAUAUAGUGACGGGAGAAUUUGAAAUAUUUUGAAACUAUCUUUUGUAGAUUUCCUGAUUUGUUGUUAGUUGUAGUCCUUUUUGGGGGGCAUUCAAUAAAUUCAAGACUAUUAAAAUACAGUAAAGUACA
This is a messenger RNA of Orbicella faveolata, 6023 nucleotides long. RefSeq names its product formin-like protein 3. Gene Ontology annotation, molecular function: actin filament binding; small GTPase binding. NCBI's taxonomy places the organism in Eukaryota, Metazoa, Cnidaria, Anthozoa, Scleractinia, Merulinidae. Gene Ontology annotation, biological process: cortical actin cytoskeleton organization; regulation of cell shape; cell migration. Gene Ontology annotation, cellular component: cytosol. The record is from RefSeq and is a predicted model, not a curated record.